Komagataella phaffii GS115 is the source of this 912-nucleotide messenger RNA. Its product is annotated as Alpha subunit of the translation initiation factor eIF2B. The transcript is spliced from 2 exons. NCBI's taxonomy places the organism in Eukaryota, Fungi, Ascomycota, Pichiomycetes, Pichiales, Pichiaceae. Gene Ontology annotation, biological process: translational initiation. Gene Ontology annotation, molecular function: translation initiation factor activity; guanyl-nucleotide exchange factor activity. Bases 1 to 912 code for a protein of 303 amino acids. Gene Ontology annotation, cellular component: eukaryotic translation initiation factor 2B complex. The record is from RefSeq and is a predicted model, not a curated record.
AUGAGUUCUGAAUUUGACAUCACAGCGACGUAUCUUCGUUUUCUGGAAGAUGAUCCCGAUAUCACGAUGCCAAUCGCCGCCAUUGAAUCACUGGUCACUCUUCUUAAGAUAAAACAACCUUCCACUAGUGCGGAGCUCAUUACGCUACUAUCAGGUGCCAUCAGCGAGCUGAAAACCUCCGUUCCAAACGCUAUUUCUUUAAGUGCUGGUUGUGAUCUGUUUAUGAGAUUCGUAUUGAGAAAUACCCAUUUGUACUCAGAUUGGGAAUCUUGUAGGACGAAUUUGGUUGAGAAUGGCCAGUUAUUUAUCCAGAGAGCUAAGGAAUCCAGAAAUAAGAUUGCUGAAAUUGGUUUACCAUUUAUAAAGGAUGACGACAUUGUCCUGGUACACUCGUACUCCCGAGUAGUUUGCAAUUUACUGAUAAGAGCAUUCCAGAAACACAUAAGAUUCAGAGUUAUAUGCACAGAAGCAAGGCCUACGGAAACCGCAAAAUCUGACACUAUGGCAUAUUUGCUCCGCCAAGCAGGUAUACCUGUGGCUAUGAUCUACGAUAGUGAGGUAGGAUUUUUCAUGCAUAAGGUAGAUAAAGUAUUUGUGGGGGCAGAGGGAGUAGCAGAAAGCGGAGGAAUUAUUAAUCAUAUUGGAAGUUAUCAAAUGGGUGUUUUAGCAAAGAACGCCAACAAACGGUUCUAUGUUGUUGCUGAAUCUCACAAGUUUGUUAGAAUGUUCCCACUCGGCCCAGAUGACUUAUCUAUUAAGAAGAAGUUGGAGUUCAGCACUGAAGAUAAACCUAUCGAAACGAGACACUUGGAAUUUACUCCUCAUGAAUACAUUACCGCUUUAAUCACGGAUUUGGGUGUCCUAACACCAAGUGCUGUUUCCGAGGAACUUAUUAAAAUGUGGUAUGAUUAA